CGUCAUAAUGCACCUCACAGCUGAUGAUAUUACAACAUCCUCUGUCUUCUUAAACUGGACUAAACCGAAUGGUCAAAGCUCCCGUUAUCGUGUAGAAUAUGAAGAUAAGAAUGUGAUGACUGAAAACACCUCCAUCAAUAUAAAUGAUCUGAUUCCUGGAGCACAGUACACAUUCAGAGUGUUUGCAGUUGCAGCUGAUCAUGUGACCGAGGGAAGAGCCAAUCAGAUUUCACUGUAUACCAAGCCAGAUGUAAUCAGUAAUUUCACUGUGUCUAAAAUCACAACAUCAUCCAUGUUUCUGACAUGGGCUGAACCAUUUGGAAAUAGAUCUUUCUUUAAACUUAACUGGACUGACGAGAAUUUGGACUUGAACAGAAAUGCAAUAGAAACUAAUAAUACUUCCUAUCACAUCAGUGGUCUGACUGCUGGAGUCAGUUACACAUUCUGCAUCACUGCUGUGGCAGCAGAUCAAUCAACAGAAGGAGAAACUGUCUGCAUCUCAAACUAUACCAGACCUAAUGUGGUCAGCCUCGCAGUGUCUGAAAUCACAUCAUCAUCUGUGUUUCUGAGUUGGGAUGAACCAGUUGGAAAUAGAUCUUUCUUCAAAGUUCAGUGGGCUGAUGAUAAAACAGAUGCAACUAAUAAUACUUCCUAUCACAUCACUGGUCUGACUGCUGGAGUCAGUUACACAUUCUGCAUCACUGCUGUGGCAGCAGAUCAAUCAACAGAAGGAGAAACUUUCUGCAUCUCAAACUACACCAAGCCAGAUGUGAUCGAGAAUCUCAUAGUGCUUGAAAUCACAACAUCAUCUUGGUUUCUGACAUGGGAUGAACCAAGCCAGAUGUAA
This is a messenger RNA of Sinocyclocheilus grahami, 847 nucleotides long. RefSeq names its product receptor-type tyrosine-protein phosphatase eta-like. NCBI's taxonomy places the organism in Eukaryota, Metazoa, Chordata, Actinopteri, Cypriniformes, Cyprinidae. The transcript has 5 exons. The coding region runs from base 8 to 847 and encodes 279 amino acids. Gene Ontology annotation, molecular function: protein binding. The record is from RefSeq and is a predicted model, not a curated record.